UUAAGGAAAAUUGUUGGUUUUGGUGAGUCCUUACCAUUUUCUGCUUUUGCAAAGCCAAACCAAAAUCUAUUAAUCGACUACAACGACAACACUUGCAAUUUCCCAUUACCAGUUCCCACCCAUCCCUCCCUCUUAUUUUCCAAAAGCGCUUCUACAUCACGCGCCCGAGGGUGCGGUGUGGCAUGGUAAUGGGACAACACAAACUCGCACAUACGUCUCCGUCACCGUCGUUCCGUCUUCGCUGCCCCAGCCUCAACUCGCUCCGCCUCCGUCGCAUCUUCGACAUGUUCGACAAAAACGGAGAUUCCAUGAUAACGGUAACGGAAAUAAGCCAGGCGCUGAGUCUGUUAGGCCUGGAAGCUGACGUGGCGGAGCUGGAGUCUAUGACUAGGUCCUACAUAAAGCCAGGCAACGAGGGACUCGUGUACGAGGAUUUCGUGGUGCUCCACGAAUCCCUUGGCGACACGUAUUUCGGCUUCGUGGAAAACGAGGAAGAGGCUCAACACGAAUCCGAUCUGUGGGAAGCGUUCAAGGUAUUCGAUGAAGACGGUGACGGUUACAUUUCGGCGAAGGAAUUGCAGGUUGUGUUGGGGAAGCUUGGUCUCGCUGAGGGGAAUUUAAUCGACAAUGUUCAGAAGAUGAUUGGAUCUGUUGAUACCAACCACGACGGUCGUGUCGAUUUUUGUGAGUUUAAGGAAAUGAUGCGCACAACUGUUGUCCGAACUUCUUAAUUCGUUGUAAUUUUACGAUAGUCAAUGUCAUUACACUUGUUAGUUCGUUAAUUUUUCGGGUACUUACGGGUUUGAUUCAAUGCUUCUGGUGCUGGAUCAUGAUGUUCAAUUUUGCACCAGUUGCUUUGCUCCUGUUCUGUUUCCUUUUUGUGGAGAUUUUCUCGCUAGCUACAAGUAAUCUCUCCAUAAAUGUUAUGUAAUUGUUACCAUCAUUUUCAACUU
Messenger RNA from Abrus precatorius (Indian licorice), 953 nucleotides. RefSeq names its product calcium-binding protein CAST. The transcript has a single exon. NCBI's taxonomy places the organism in Eukaryota, Viridiplantae, Streptophyta, Magnoliopsida, Fabales, Fabaceae. Bases 183 to 731 code for a protein of 182 amino acids. The record is from RefSeq and is a predicted model, not a curated record. Gene Ontology annotation, molecular function: calcium ion binding.